GCCCCCUCCGUCAAGUACGAUCCACGUACGCCCUUGACACAGAAGCCAUCGAAACCUUCGACCGGAUACAUACUACACCUCUCCUACUGUUUCCACACUCACGACAUGUCGGGGCAUUUCCGCGAUGUUAUGAGUGCACUCAAAAAGGACCCGAUAAAAUAUUUGGCAGAACUAUAUAACAGGCCACAGGUAGAGGAGUCUGUUCAUAAGAUCACACUACCUCCACCACGAGAAGUCAGCCCCUUGAUUCGAACCGCACGCUGGAGUCUUCUGAUUUGCGGAAUUGUGUAUGGUUUCACACGCCUUAUGUACCUUCGGUCUCGAGAAGACGCAAAACAAAAGGAAUUCAAACGAAUCGUCAAAAUGCGUUAUGAAGAUCAUCAAAGACGGUACCAUGAAGAGUCAGAGAAAACACUUCGACAACUGGCCCAGGAUUGUGGUGUCGAUAGUCUGGACUGAACAUCGUUCGUUGGUUAGUGCAGAUGCACCAAUACAGUACUUGUAGCUACACUCAUGUUCUUCCUCCCUGCCGUUUUUGAUUGGUGACGCGAUUUUUUAAUUUUCCCCUGGCUCUGUUGACGCCUGUCUAUUGUUGUGUGUCAGUCAGUCACAGGUCUUUCUUUAAAUCGUAGGCCUCUUUACUCUUAACUUAUGAUCUUGUGCAACUUGAACUCUUGACCAACAUUGUACGCGAAGCAAUCAUCUUGGCAGAUAGUGUGGUCGUGCUAGGAACAGCACAAUACCCUAACGUGAUCAUCGUACAUGGCUUGACAACUCUAAGCCUUUAUAAAUGCAGUCUUAAUACACUCACAGCGAUGAAUCGGG
This is a messenger RNA of Dicrocoelium dendriticum, 825 nucleotides long. The record is from the annotation of a GenBank genome assembly. Lineage: Eukaryota; Metazoa; Platyhelminthes; Trematoda; Plagiorchiida; Dicrocoeliidae.